This is a messenger RNA of Uloborus diversus, 2000 nucleotides long. RefSeq names its product DET1 homolog (gene abo). The coding region runs from base 137 to 1939 and encodes 600 amino acids. Gene Ontology annotation, cellular component: cullin-RING ubiquitin ligase complex; nucleus. Gene Ontology annotation, molecular function: ubiquitin protein ligase binding; ubiquitin-like ligase-substrate adaptor activity. Lineage: Eukaryota; Metazoa; Arthropoda; Arachnida; Araneae; Uloboridae. The record is from RefSeq and is a predicted model, not a curated record. Gene Ontology annotation, biological process: protein ubiquitination; positive regulation of proteasomal ubiquitin-dependent protein catabolic process. The transcript has a single exon.
UUCAUCAUGUUAUGACUUAAUUAAAGUUCCUAUUUAUGAUACUGUCAAACUGACUUCUUUUUCGGUAUCUGUUUGUCAAUGGUUUUUCAUUAACUUUAUUAUAACUUGCGUAAAAAAAUGUAUUAAAUGAUUAGAUAUGGCUGAAGCUGUCAAUAAGAAUGUAAACCGAGACCUGCAUAUUGUAGUGAAUAAGUAUAAAUCACAAGAAAUUACUUCAUCAAAGCUGAACUAUGGUGAUUCCUAUCAUCCAAGUUAUUUGGAUCAUCAAUAUGCUCAUUCAGGCCAGGGAAUCUAUCGACGAAAAAUACCAAAUCAGAAUAUCGUUGCUAGACUGAUAAAAAGAGAAACAUGUUUCGUGAAACCGUCAGUUUCACCUUAUUACGCUGUCCGUUAUUUUCAUCAGAAUGUCGUACCUAAUUACACCAUUGUAAACAUUGAAAAGCCACCCUGUUUUCUGAGGAAAUUUUCCCCUGACGGCAAAUAUUUUAUUGCGUUUUCAUCCGAUCAAACAUCGAUUGAAAUUUACGAAUAUAAAGGACCGUCAUCUGCGGAAUCCUUAUUAAAUCGUGUCAAAGGAGAACAAACUACUAUCAGUGACAGUGAUUACUUACUUGUUCGUACGAAAAUUUUUGAGCAUUUUUUCCACCUAAAACAUACUGUUAAUGUAGCUAUAAAUGACGAACAACUGAAUAGAGAAUGCAGUUUAUUUACAGAUGAUGGUAAUUAUAUAAUUGUUGGUUCAGCUGUCUAUAUUAGUGAUGAAGUUUCACCUCCAUUUUUUGAAAUAUAUAGGAAUAAUGAAUCGGUUUCACCUACUGCCAGGUCGUUUCUUGAAAAUUAUACCCUGCAUUUGAUCGAUAUGAAGAAGGGCAAAUUAUGUGAUAAACGUACUUUCAAAACGGACAAAAUAUUUCUAUCGCAUAACCAGGGGUUGUAUCUUUAUCAUGAUUUUCUUUGCGUGCUGUCGGUUCAGCAUCAGACGAUUCACGUGUAUCAGGUUACGGAAGAUGGAUUCUUCGUUAACGUUCGGACGAUCGGAAGGUUUUGUCACGAUGACGACGAGUUGUACUUAUCCAAUGUCAAAUACCCAGAAUGGGCUCCAUGGAAAGCCACCUUUCAUCCAUACCGUGAAGCAACGUUCAAUGCACUCAAACAUAGAAUACUUGCCUUUUUGUUCAGGAGAGCGCAGCGAUACUGUCGUAAAAAGAGAACGCCGCAGCCAUUGUGUGAGUUUUAUCAGAACUUUGAACAUUUUGCACAGUUAAAAAUGUGGAAAAUACAACUGUUAGACAAAAAUCACCUUCUCAUAAAAUAUGCUAGUGAAGAUGUCAUCACCCUUCGUUUAAAUGACCCUAACAGCCAACCUUCCUUUUUUGUAGUUUACAACAUGGUUACCACAAAAGUACUUGCAAUAUAUGAGAAUACAUCUGAAAAGCUAUUAUCGAUCUUUGAACAUUUUUGCGACCUCUUUCGUAAUGCUGCUCUACAAGCUCCUGGUCGAUUAUCGUGCUCGCCUUCAAAUAAUACGUAUUCUAGAAUGCUUCAGCACAGAUUCAUACAGACUAUCAUAAAUGCAAAAUUCGGUGGACAAACCGAAGCAGUCAAGCGCUUGCUGGCUCAACUACCUAUAAGCUCCCAAUCUUAUAGUAUCAGUCCUUAUUUGGAUUUGUCGCUUUUCAGUUAUGAUGAUAAGUGGGUUUCUGUUAUGGAAAGACCAAAAGCGUGUGGUGAUCAGCCAAUCAGGUUUUAUGCCAGAGAUUCUGGUUUGUUGCGAUUUAAAAUUUACGCUGGUAUUCAUGGGAAGAGCCCGCCGGUUGCAGCUCGAAGACUUGUGGCUUUUACUUUCCACCCUCACGAUCCCUUUGCUAUUAGUGUUCAAAGAACAAAUUCAGAAUAUGUUGUUAAUUUUCAUGUAAGGCAUUUUCUAGAUUCACACUAAAUAUGUAAUUGGACCACAUGUGCCUUUAUUAUAAACGCAUAGAUAAAUAUAUUUUUUUUAA